Plasmodium reichenowi is the source of this 1194-nucleotide messenger RNA. RefSeq lists its product as hypothetical. The record is from RefSeq and is a predicted model, not a curated record. The transcript has a single exon. Bases 1 to 1194 code for a protein of 397 amino acids. Lineage: Eukaryota; Apicomplexa; Aconoidasida; Haemosporida; Plasmodiidae.
AUGGAUAAAAAUACAUUAAAAAGAAGAAGUAGGCUUCUUCAAAAAAAUGAAGCACGCAUGAGUAUGUUAUUAGGAAGAAAUCUGGAUGACGAAAUUUCAAAGGAAAAAAAAGAAAGUAAUAAAAAUGAUAAACAUAAAAAAAAUGACAAAUCUAAUCAAAAUGACGAACAUAAAAAGAAUGAUGAACAUAAAAAGAAUGAUGAACAUAAAAAGAAUGAUGAACAUAAAAAGAAUGAUGAACAUAAAAAGAAUGAUGAACAUAAAAAGAAUGAUGAACAUAAAAAGAAUGAUGAACAUAAAAAGAAUGAUGAACAUAAAAAGAAUGAUGAACAUAAUCAAAAUGACGAACAUAAUCAAAAUGACGAACAUAAUCAAAAUGACGAACAUAAUCAAAAUGACGAAUCUAAUCAGAAUGAUAAAAAUAGAAAGGAAAUACCCCCAAAUGAGGAAAAGGAUAAAGAGAAUAAUCCAAGUAUUAUUAUGGAAAAUAAUAAUAAUAUAACAAAGGACCAAGAUAAUAAAACUAGUGAACAUAAAAGUUCAACUAAUAUAUAUAAUAAAGAUAAAAAUAAUAAUUAUAAUAAAUUGCUAGAUAAAGAUGAUAAGAAGAAUAACAAUAAAAAUGUUAAUAAAAAUGAUGAAAAUGAUUUUACAACCAUAAAUAAUAAUAUACCUAAUAAAAAUAAAAUAACAUCUCAAUUUAUUAUUACUAAACAUGAAAAAUUACAUUUUAUCAUAUUAAUAAUUUUAUGUAUCUUUAUAAGUAUUUUUAAAGUAUAUUAUAAUAAUAAAAAUAAUUUAAUUUAUAAAAAAAAAAAAAAAGGAAAUAAUAAUUUAAAUAUUAUUCAGAUGAUUUUUUUCAACUUUAUAAAUUCACCCAAUUUUUUUUUUUCCUUUUCUGUUUUUUAUAAUAUACUUUUUUUGUUAAUUAUUAUGUUAAUGUAUAUAAAAAAAAAUAACAUAACACGAAAAAGGAUUAAAGAUUUUUUUGUAAAUAUGAAAAAUAAAUUGAAUAAUCAAAAUGAACACGUUUUUUAUUUUAUAAAUAAUGCAGUUUUGUGUAUCCUUUUUAUGGGCCGAAUAUUUAAAUCAUAUAUAAUUUCUAUGUUUUUAAUAAAUUUGUUUCACGAUAUUUUGCAUAAUUAUUUAAUAGGUGUCUCCAUGGUACAACCCCAGAAGGUAGUAUUAUUAUGA